GCUGCUAGCCGCGAAGCUCGCACGCUGGAGGGCCGAGGGCCCGCCGGGCGGCGGCGGCGGCGGAAGCGGCUUCCCCGGUCGGCUUCGGCUGAAGGGAACGAGCCGGAGGAGGAGGAGGAGGCGACGAGGCCGGCGAGGCCUGCGGGCCGCAUGGCUGGAGCUCCGGGCGGUGGCGGGCCAGGCCCCGCGGCCGGGGAGCCGCUGCUGCAGCGACGCGACUCCGGACAGGGCUCGCCCGAGCCGCCGCCGCCGCCGCCGCCGCCGGAGCACGGGCAGCCCCGGCAGGGCUUCCUCUCCAGCCUCUUCACCCGGGACCAGAGUUGCCCGCUCAUGCUCCUGAAGACGCUAGAGACGAAUCCGUAUGUCAAACUUCUACUUGAUGCCAUGAAGCACUCAGGUUGCGCUGUUGACCCAGGGAGGCACUUUUCUUGCGAGGACUGUGACGGAAAUGUCAGUGGCGGCUUUGAUGCUUCCACGUCCCAGAUUGUUUUGUGCCAGAAUAAUAUCCGAAACGAGGCCCACAUGAGCAGGGUCGUCACCCACGAGCUCAUUCACGCCUUCGAUCAUUGUCGGGCCCACGUCCACUGGUUUACCAACGUCAGACAUUUGGCCUGCUCCGAGAUUCGAGCUGCCAGCCUGAGUGGAGACUGUUCGCUUGUGAACGAAAUCUUCAGGUUGCAUUUUGGAUUAAAACAACACCAUCAGGGUCUCACUGUACAUCUCUGGCUGUCCUUUGAUGAGCAAGCGUUUCCAGCUGAGUGUGCUGACCAUGCAGAAGUAAGCCUGGGAAAAUAGAGGCUGUUGGUGAUUAUCACUGAAUCCCUGUGUAGUUUUCCUUUAUUGCUCUUUUGAGACCAGGUCUUGCAGCUGCUGGUUUUAUUCUGGACUCAGGCCAUCUUCCUGCCUCGGCUUCCCACUGCUGGGGGGUGUGUGUCGCCACACCUGGCCUUUAAUUUUAGUUUCAAUUUUUUUAAAUUUUGAGAUAGACUUUCAAAAUUAUGUGUGAUAUGUAGCCUAAACUGGCCUGGGAUUCUUGGUCCUCAUGCCCUCGUCUCCUGAGUAUUGAUUUUACAAGCAUGUGCCACCAUACCUGCUUCUAAUUAUCUUUUGUUAAAGGGUCAGACACCAGUUUUUAAAAUUUUAGUGUCAAGAACAGAGAAAUAAAUAUUUUAAAAGCUCUCUGAGAAUUGGAACGGCAGGGCUGUUACAUUUCUUAAAACAUGUAAAUUUUAGGAUCGACAAAUUCAAGAUAAUAGGUACGUGAUUCUCAUAGCAAAACCGAGGCCUAUGCAAAGACUGUGUUUCAAUUUUCUUUCUUUCUAAAAAUGAAGGCACCUUUCAAGUUUGGGUAUGGUUUCCUGCUUCCUUGGGAUAAACAGUAAAAAUUAAUCUUUCACUAGUCAGCUGAAAAGUUAUGAAAGAGGUGUGGAAGUGAAGAAUAUUUCACUUUUUAAAAAAAGAUUGUUUUAUUUUUAGUUAUGUAUGCCUGUUGUCAGUGUUCUGUGUUUUGAGGGUCAGUUAAGAAAGAGUGUUACUCCAGAAUGUAGUUCAGGUUUAGCCAAAGCAUCAGGGGUUCUGGUGGCUUUGCAAAAGCCUCUCCCCUCCCCCCCCCCCAGACG
Messenger RNA from Peromyscus maniculatus bairdii (prairie deer mouse), 1619 nucleotides. NCBI's taxonomy places the organism in Eukaryota, Metazoa, Chordata, Mammalia, Rodentia, Cricetidae. The record is from RefSeq and is a predicted model, not a curated record.